AUGGCGCCACCGGCUGUGCUGAUGGUCGGGACGGGAGAGUACACGACCGGGUUCGUGUCCGGGGCCGCGUCGACGUCGGACAAGAAGAUCGGUGUCGUUGGGUUGACGUUAUUCGACCUCCGCCGACGGGGCAAAGUGUCGGACCUCUCGAUGGUGGGCGUGUCGGGCAAGAAAUUCCCCGCGAUCCGCGCGCACCUGCAGAAGAACAUCCGCGACGCGUACAACGGGCUGGACGUGUCCUUCCAGUCGUUCCCGCCCGACGACAAGACCGACCCGGAAGCUUACAGGGCCGCCAUCGACGCGCUCCCCAAGGGCAGCGCCGUGACCAUCUUCACGCCAGACUCGACGCACUACCCGAUCGCGCGCUACGCGAUCCAACGCGGCCACCAUGUGCUGGUGACAAAACCGGCAACCAAGUUACUGGCGCACCACCUGGACUUGCUGGCGCUGGCGGACGCCCAGGGCGUGCUCGUCUACGUGGAGCACCACAAGCGGUUCGACCCGGCGUACGCGGACGCGCGCUUCCGGGCCCGCGCGCUGGGCGACUUCAACUAUUUCUACAGCUACAUGUCGCAGCCCAAAUCGCAGCUGGAGACGUUCAGGGCCUGGGCGGGCCGCGACUCGGACAUCUCGUACUACCUCAACUCGCACCACGUGGACAUUUGCGAAUGGAUGGUGCGGGACGCCGGGUGGCGGCCCACGACCGUCCGGGCGAGCGCGAGUCUCGGAGUCGCCGAGCAGGUGGGCUGCGUCAAGGGCACAGAGGACACAAUCACCUUGCUGGUCGACUGGACGAGGACCGCGGACAACAAGCGCGCCACGGGCAUCUACACGGCGAGUUGGACGGCGCCGAUGAACGCCGGCGUCCACUCGCAGCAGCAUUUCCAUUAUGUGGCCUCCGGGGGCGAAAUCAACGUCAACCAGGCGAAGCGUGGGUAUGAUGUCGUGGACGAGGCCGAUCGGUCGGGAAGUUCCCUGAAGUGGUAUAAUCCGUUUUACAUGCGGUAUGCGCCGGACGAGGAGGGCAAUUUCAACGGCCAGAGCGGGUACGGCUAUGUGAGUUUCGAAAAGUUCAUCGAUGGUGUCACGGCGGUGAAUGAUGGGCGUCUCACGGUCGAACAGCUGGACAAGAGGGGCUUACCUACGCUGAGGAACACCGUUCUGACGACCGCCAUCCUGGAGGCCGGCCGCAGAAGUCUUGAUGAGGGCAACCGUUUGGUUGAGAUUGUCGUGGGCGAGGGCGAUCGCGUUGAUCUCAAGUGA
Molecule: messenger RNA, 1263 nt
Organism: Cladophialophora yegresii CBS 114405
Lineage: Eukaryota; Fungi; Ascomycota; Eurotiomycetes; Chaetothyriales; Herpotrichiellaceae
Product: oxidoreductase
Exons: 2
Coding region: 1-1263 (420 amino acids)
Biological process (GO): NADPH regeneration
Cellular component (GO): cytoplasm
Molecular function (GO): oxidoreductase activity; nucleotide binding
Source: RefSeq, a predicted model, not a curated record